Molecule: messenger RNA, 2048 nt
Organism: Morus notabilis
Lineage: Eukaryota; Viridiplantae; Streptophyta; Magnoliopsida; Rosales; Moraceae
Product: CBL-interacting serine/threonine-protein kinase 12
Exons: 2
Coding region: 214-1695 (493 amino acids)
Biological process (GO): signal transduction; protein phosphorylation
Molecular function (GO): protein kinase activity; ATP binding
Source: RefSeq, a predicted model, not a curated record
CAAACCAAAUUGAAAGUCUCUCCUUUUACACACACCACUCAAACCAACCAAAAACCGCACUCCCCACAAAUUAGGACAAACACGACACAGCAACAACAACAAGAUAAGAAAAAAACUCAUUUCUCUUUCUUGUUCUUCUCAUUUCAAAUGAAAAACUUGAACACAUAGAAAGUUAGAAACCAAACAAACCCUAGAAGAACCAAAUCAGAAUCAAUGGCCGACAACAAAGCCGGCCCUAGCACCAGCUUCAAGAAGGACAUCCAUGGCGGCGCCGGCGGUCUUUUGCUAGGGCGGUUCGAGAUAGGGAAGCUUCUCGGCCAUGGAACCUUCGCGAAGGUCUACCUCGCUCGGAACGCCAAGUCCGGCGAGAGCGUCGCGAUCAAGGUCAUCGACAAGGAGAAGAUCCUCAAAGGAGGCUUAAUCGCCCACAUCAAGCGCGAGAUCUCCAUCCUCCGCCGCGUCCGCCAUCCCAACAUUGUCCAGCUUUUCGAGGUCAUGGCCACCAAGGCCAAGAUCUACUUCGUCAUGGAGUACGUCCGCGGCGGCGAGCUCUUCAACAAGGUCGCCAAAGGGAGGCUCAAGGAGGAGGUCGCGAGAAAGUACUUCCAGCAAUUGAUCUCCGCCGUCGGAUUUUGCCACGCCCGCGGCGUCUUCCACCGAGAUCUCAAGCCGGAGAAUCUCCUCCUCGACGAGAACGGUAAUCUCAAGGUAUCUGAUUUCGGAUUGAGCGCCGUCUCCGACCAGAUCAGGCAGGACGGCCUCUUCCACACGUUUUGCGGAACGCCGGCGUACGUCGCGCCGGAGGUCCUGGCCAGGAAGGGCUACGACGCCGCGAAGGUAGAUAUCUGGUCUUGUGGUGUGAUCUUGUUCGUUUUGAUGGCUGGUUAUUUGCCUUUCCAUGAUCAGAACGUUAUGGCGAUGUAUAAGAAGAUUUACAAAGGCGAAUUUCGGUGUCCGAGAUGGUUUUCGCCGGAGCUAAUUAGGCUUCUGACGCGUCUUCUGGAUACAAAUCCGGAGACGAGGAUAACAAUCCCAGAGAUUAUGGAGAAUCGGUGGUUUAAAAAGGGAUUCAAACACAUCAAAUUCUACAUUGAGGACGACAAGCUCUGUAAAGUAGAGGACGUAUUUGAGAAGCAGGAAACGGAUGACACUAGCUCGGUUUCAGAUAUGUCGGAAUCGGAUUCUGAAAUUGAGACUCGGAGGAAGCUUACGACGCUGCCGAGACCGGCCAGCUUGAAUGCUUUUGAUAUAAUUUCGUUCUCUCGGGGGUUUGAUUUGUCCGGAUUGUUCGAGGAAGGUUCCGACGAGGCAAGGUUCGUGUCCGGUGCGCCGGUUUCAAAGAUAAUAUCGAAAUUGGAGGAGAUUGCGAAAGUUGUGAGUUUUACAGUGAGGAAGAAGGAUUGCAGGGUGAGCUUGGAAGGUUCCAGAGAGGGCGUGAAGGGUCCAUUGACGAUCGCGGCUGAGAUAUUCGAGUUGACACCGUCAUUGGUGGUGGUGGAGGUGAAGAAGAAAGGAGGGGACAGAGCAGAGUAUGAGCAUUUCUGCAACAAAGAAUUGAAGCCCGAAAUGGAAAAUAUUAUCACAUUUUGGCAAUCAAAUGGAAGACAGAGAGAGAAACGUAAGAGUGAGGAAUUUCUCAUUUCAUCUGGUGUGUGCAAUUUCCCUAUAAGGUAUAUAUUCCCAGCGCAUUGGUAAAGCUUCAAGUUUAGAUGAAAUCAUGAAAUGGUAAGUGACAUUUAUGGAAAAUAUGGAUUUGAAUUGUGCUGUGUUAUCAACGGUAAGAAAAGCAUUUGAAUUAAUCUGUUUCAACCUUAAAGUUGGCGCUGACUGAGUUUAAUGGUUGUGCUGGAGGAGGAAAAUAGUUAGAACUUAGAAGCGACCCUUUGAUACCAAACCCUGAAGUUCUGGAGAAUGACCAUUUCCUGUCUCGUUUUAAUUGGAUCCUUAUUGUUUGAACGAUCAGGCCGCCGGUUUGUUAUUUUAGACGCAUACACGCAAGAAAGGAAAACCACAAAAGAAAAGAGAAAACCCGUGAACCAAACAUACCU